Molecule: messenger RNA, 939 nt
Organism: Macrosiphum euphorbiae (potato aphid)
Lineage: Eukaryota; Metazoa; Arthropoda; Insecta; Hemiptera; Aphididae
Source: the annotation of a GenBank genome assembly
AUGUCGGAUCAUUCGUCACUAGUCGCAACGUUCAAAGAAAAACUGCGACCCAGAUACUAUGGCAAGUCCGGCGGUGCGAACAGUCGUUACAUCAAGGAGAACAUUUAUUUCAACGGUAUAGCCCUGAAGGAGUCGCUGCUGCACGACACCGAGUAUCAGGAGACGCAGACCCAUAAACGCAUGCUGAUCGGCCACAACAACAAGACCGUCGCUUACCCGAAUAACAACAAGUGUCUAGAGCUGGAAAAAGGUUGUUUCAUAUAUCAGAAUCCUGCAAGCCAUUACGACGACAACGAUUUUAUACACAAGUUCACGGACAUGUCUGUGGUUAAUGAACUGGGGGUGGUCAACAGCAAUUACACGCAUUCCUCAGACAACAAAACGUAUAAUCUGAAAAAAAAUGACCGUGAAGAAAUUCGUAAACGCUUAGUAGAUGGUUAUCAUAACACAAGAAAGUCGACAAAAAAAUCAAGUUUAGAAACUAGAUUACAAAACAGUUCUAAUCUACAGCUAUGCUUUAUGAACGAACAAUCUUCAGAUACAGAGUUACCAAUUAAUAAUUGUGACAUCUCAGCUGAAGAUGAGAAGCUAAAAUCUGCUGCUGAACUUAAACAAGGUCUGAAUUUGGCAAAAAACCGAGCACGAGCACAUAUGAUUUCAGAUCAGCGCAAUUGUGUAAUUUCAGCCGUAAUUAAAGAAAGUCUUUCAAAAGUUGGAGUGAAGUUAGACAAUGAUAGAAGACGUGUCAGUAGACAUUUCUUAAUGCGUUUAAACUUGGCACAACUACAAGUUAUUGUUAAUGAUCUGCAUUCUUACAUCGAAUACUUAAACGAAAGCCUUGUGAAUUUAUUACUUGAAAGAGAUGAAUUACACAUGGCGAAGGAUUCAAUGUUGGUUGACAUUGAAGAUUUAAAACACGUUAAUCGCAUGUCAUAUUAG